AUGGCAGCUGAUCUAGACGUGGUGAACCUGUUUAUCAUUGCUGGGGGAACACUGGCUAUUCCCAUUCUGGCCUUUGUUGCCUCCUUCCUUCUCUGGCCCUCAGCUCUCAUUAAAGUUUAUUACUGGUACUGGAGGAGGACGCUGGGCCUGCAGGUACGCUACGCAGACUGUGGUGGUUAUCGCUUCUGUUACUCAUACAGAGGAAAGCCUGGGAUGAGACCUUCCAUUUUAAUGCUGCAUGGCUUCUCUACUCACAAAGACACAUGGCUCACUGUUGUCAAGUAUCUACCAAAACAUCUGCACCUUGUGAGUGUGGACAUGCCUGGCCACGAGGGAACAACACGCACCAACACAGAGGAUUAUUCAAUUCAGGGGCAGGUCAGAAGGAUCCAUCAGUUUGUGGAAACCAUUCGCUUGAACAGGAAACCUUUCCAUCUGGUGGGAACCUCCAUGGGAGGAAAUGUAGCCGGGGUUUACGCGGCCUGCUAUCCCUCAGAAAUCUGUAGCAUGACUCUCAUUUGCCCAGACGGUAUAAGACAUCCAUGUGAGACCAAAUUUGACAACCAUCUGCAGGACCUGGAGCACAGCAAUUACACAUUAAACAUCCCGCUGAUCCCCACUACACCCGAAGAGAUGGAGGACAUGUUCAGACUUUGUUCCCACGUUCGCUUCAAAAUCCCUCAGCAGAUUCUUCAAGGAUUGGUAGAUGUUCGGGAGCCUCACAACACAUUUUACCAAGAAGUGUUUAUGGAGAUUGUUGGUGAGAAAUCAAGAUAUGCCUUACAGGAUCACUUACACUUGAUCACUGCACCUUUACAAGUGAUAUGGGGCAAACAAGACCAGGUGGUGGAUGUCUCUGGAGCUACAGUCAUUGCAGAGGUGUUGCCUGGAUGCCGAGUGGACCUGCUGGAGAACUGUGGCCACUCUGUGGUGAUGGAGAGGCCCUGUCGGACGGCCAAACUCAUCCUGGAGUUCAUUGUUUUGCAGCAAGAUGCCAGGGGUGGCACUAAGAAAUCUUCCUGA
Seriola dumerili (greater amberjack) is the source of this 1023-nucleotide messenger RNA. RefSeq names its product monoacylglycerol lipase ABHD6-like (gene abhd6b). Bases 1 to 1023 code for a protein of 340 amino acids. The transcript has 8 exons. Lineage: Eukaryota; Metazoa; Chordata; Actinopteri; Carangiformes; Carangidae. The record is from RefSeq and is a predicted model, not a curated record.